AUGGCAACAACAUCCACGGGAGCUAUCGAGAAAACCAAGUCAGUAGAAGUGAAGAAGAAACUUAACGUGUUGAUCGUCGAUGAUGAUACACUAACUCGUAAACUUCACGAGAGUAUCAUCAAAGCGAUCGGUGGAAUUUCACAGACAGCUAAGAACGGCGAGGAGGCAGUGAACAUCCACCAAAACGGCAAUGCAUCUUUCGACCUUAUUCUAAUGGAUAAAGAAAUGCCCGAGAUGGAUGGACUUUCGGCAACUAAGAAGCUAAGAGAAAUGAAAGUGACGUCGAUGAUUAUUGGGGUGACGUCACUGGCUGACAAUGAAGUGGAACGUAAAGCUUUCAUGGAAGCUGGACUUAACCAUUGCUUGGCUAAACCCUUGAACAAAGACAAGAUCCUCCCUCUCAUCAACAGUCUCAUGGAUGCUUGAUGGAUGGAUGAAUUGUCGCCACUACAAAUCUACAUUAUAUAAAUAUGAAAAACACAUAAAUAAUGCGUAUACACCUGUGUGUGUAUGCAUAGAUAU
Raphanus sativus (radish) is the source of this 522-nucleotide messenger RNA. Its product is annotated as two-component response regulator ARR22-like. Bases 1 to 426 code for a protein of 141 amino acids. Gene Ontology annotation, biological process: phosphorelay signal transduction system. The record is from RefSeq and is a predicted model, not a curated record. The transcript is spliced from 2 exons. NCBI's taxonomy places the organism in Eukaryota, Viridiplantae, Streptophyta, Magnoliopsida, Brassicales, Brassicaceae.